Messenger RNA from Trichobilharzia szidati, 489 nucleotides. Lineage: Eukaryota; Metazoa; Platyhelminthes; Trematoda; Strigeidida; Schistosomatidae. The record is from the annotation of a GenBank genome assembly.
CACGAACUGUGAUGACACAGAUUACGAGUGUAUAAAAGGAGAUCCAUGUCGGCUUCAUGUCAAACUCGUGCAUUACUCUGCUUCAUACAGUGCUUCAUACAAUGUCUUUCUGGUCAUUACUCCUCUGUUUCGUUCUUCUGUCGACAAGUGGAAUUCAAGUUGGCGCAGACAUGCCGGCACCACAGUGGCAAUCCCAGUAUAGAUAUUUCACGUAUACUCAGGGGUAUGCGACGGUUCAAUGUUCAUGCUUGAGAACUCUAUCCGAUGCGGAGCUUCGUCGACAACUUCCACCACCUGCAUCAAAGUGUCCUCGAUGCCACUAUGUGGGAUGAUCUGAGAAGAAGAGGAGGGAUGUGGAGAAACGGGACAAUUGAUUUGCUCAAGACGUCACCUAUCUCAUUCUGUGAAUGCUUUUCAUUCUGAUUAUUCACAAAUCCACUUGAAUGUAAAUUACGACAAUAAAUGUUCAAUUAUAUUAACAACAGUCAA